This is a messenger RNA of Colossoma macropomum (tambaqui), 1162 nucleotides long. RefSeq names its product general transcription factor IIH, polypeptide 3 (gene gtf2h3). Gene Ontology annotation, cellular component: transcription factor TFIIH holo complex; transcription factor TFIIH core complex. Gene Ontology annotation, biological process: regulation of DNA-templated transcription; nucleotide-excision repair. The coding region runs from base 40 to 945 and encodes 301 amino acids. NCBI's taxonomy places the organism in Eukaryota, Metazoa, Chordata, Actinopteri, Characiformes, Serrasalmidae. The record is from RefSeq and is a predicted model, not a curated record. The transcript has 13 exons.
UUACAUCACACAUGACAACAACGACCGCCGGAGGAAGCGAUGGCUUCAGAAGAUGAAAUUAGUCUUCUGGUCAUUGUGGUGGAUGUCAACCCAAUUUGGUGGGGUCAACAGGCACAGAGAGAACCUGAGUUCACCCUCUCAAAAUGCCUGGAUGCUGUGAUGGUCAUGGCAAACUCUCACUUGGUGAUGACCAGAACUAACAAGCUGGCCAUCAUUGCUAGCCACUGUCAGGAGAGUCACUUCUUAUACCCCAGCAAGCACUGGAAAGCAGGUGAUAUCGCUGGAGAUGAUGCAUCAUCUGGUAGUGGGGAUGGCAAAUAUGAGCUCCUAUCAGUGGCAAAUGACCUCAUUGCUGAAGAAAUCAGGAAUCUCAUGGCCAGAACACAGGUGAAAGGUCACCAGACAGACACCUUAUUGGCUGGAUCCCUUGCCAAAGCUCUUUGCUAUAUUCAUCGGAUCUCCAAAGAAUUGGAUGCUGGGCAAGACAUGAAAUCAAGGAUAUUGGUGGUGAAAGCGGCUGAGGAUUGUGCUCUGCAGUACAUGAACUUUAUGAAUGUAAUUUUUGCUGCACAGAAACAGAAUGUCCUGAUUGAUGCAUGUGUGUUGGACUCUGACUCAGGCCUUUUGCAGCAGGCUUGUGACAUAACGGGAGGCUUGUACCUGAGGAUACCGCAGAAGACCGCUCUAGUGCAGUACUUAUUGUGGGUGUUUCUGCCAGAUGCAGACCAGCGUUCACAGCUAGUUCUUCCUCCACCGGUGCAUGUGGACUACAGAGCGGCCUGCUUCUGUCAUCGUAACCUUAUUGAGAUCGGCUAUGUCUGCUCAGUGUGCUUGUCAAUAUUCUGCAACUUCAGUCCUAUCUGCACAACAUGCGAGACUGCUUUUAAGAUUCCAUUACCACAGAUGAUGAAACCGAAGAAGAAGAAACUUAAAGCUGCAAACUGAUUCCACUGAACUCUAAUAUUAAUGUGUAUUGCUGUUUUAUUUUGAUGUGAAUAUUUUCAUAGUACUGAAACAAAACUCAUCCUGAAAGUAUGUUUCAGACAUUUUCAAGUUUUAUCUGUUAAAUUUGAAAACGGAAAAUAAUCGGAAGCCAGUGAACUGCUUCUGGCUCACACUUUUGUACUGUAAAUAGUAAAUAAAGUUUGUAUCUUUAUUGUUA